CCAAAACAGUAGAGCAGCAAUUAGGUACAGACUAUGUGAGAACAAACUCAAAAUCAAUUUUCAUUAAACCGGUUUUCAAAGCUUCCAAAACUCACCAACCGAUUACUUUGAGAACGAACCAAAUUAAACCGGAAUUUAACUGAUUCGUCAAAUGGUCUUUAACUCAACAACUCUCUCUCACACUCUUGUAUAAAGUUUUGAGCUUUAAGUCUCAGAGUCAGGUUUUGGUGGGUUAAUUCUGGUAGACAAGAAUCAAACAAACAAUGGGAGACGAAGCAAAGAUCUUCACUCUUUCAGAAGUUUCAGAGCAUAAUCAAGCUCAUGACUGUUGGAUUGUCAUCAAUGGAAAGGUGUACAAUGUGACCAAGUUUCUUGAAGACCAUCCAGGUGGGGACGAUGUUCUCUUGUCUUCAACAGGUAAGGAUGCAACGGAUGAUUUUGAGGACGUGGGUCACAGCGAGAGUGCAAGAGAAAUGAUGGAGCAGUACUACGUAGGAGAGAUUGAUCCAACAACAAUACCAAAGAAAGUCAAAUACACACCUCCUAAACAGCCUCACUACAAUCAAGACAAGACCUCUGAAUUCAUAAUCAAGCUCCUCCAGUUCCUCGUACCCCUUGCCAUUCUUGGUUUAGCAGUCGGAAUCCGUAUCUACACCAAAUCAGGGUAGGCUUCUUUUUUUUCUGAGCAUUACUUCCUUAUAUCUUAUAUAUAGAGAGAAAGAUUCAAGUCUUUUGAAAAGACAAAUCUGAAAGUCUCUCCCUUUGUUAUUGUCUCUUCCCAUAUUUUGCUGUUUGAAUGUAUUUUGGAUAAUUUCUUAUCUAUUGUGGUGUAACUGCAUAUAAACAACAGUCUUGUUGGUGUUUUUGCCUUAUGCAACUAAUGAACAUCUCAUCUAUAUUUCAGAUUCUGAAACCGAAGUUAUGACUAAUAAGUGAUCUGUUUUGAAAGUCUGGUUUAGUAUUGUUUGAGAUCUGUAGAAGAAAAGUAACCAAGGAACUAUCAAAACAAGGCCAUGAUCUUACUAAUUGAAUGCUUAAGAGAACACUUAAUUAACUUUGAGAAAAGGAGAAACAAAAACAACAGAUUACGAAUUCCAAAGAGAAAGAGACGUUUGUUUUGGCAGUUACUUGAUAGAGUGUGUGGCAGUUAGUGACUUGAGCUCACAAAAACAUAUCCACACGAAGAAUCCAAAAACUCUUCUGCAACUGUAGGACCCUCUUUUUGUACCUCUUUACCGCUUUGGCCGCAAGAAGUCGCAACCGCAGACACAAAGUUCGAUACUUGUAACUUCGAGAGCAAUAAAUUUCAUUUAAGUAAAGAUUGGAAUGGAUUCUGUGGCAAGUUGACAACUAUGGACUGUUUCAUUCAAAACGUUGUCGUGUGUAGACUCAAAUCAAUACAAUCAGAAAACGAAUCUUAUGACAAGCAAAGACGCGACGAAGUUUCGAUGAUUGAUCAAAAGACGAUCACCAUAAUGAUGAUGAUGAUGAUGAUAUGUAGUGAGUGGGUACGAAUUACAUAUUUAAGAUAAUAUAGUGGGCACAAAUCUCACAGAGUGGAAAGUACAAUGGACUCACACAAGAGCAAGAGAAAGAGAAAGAGAAUCUUUUUCUAACACUUUUGAUUUUAGUGAGAAGACAGAGACAAAACAAAGACCACUAUGAGACACUAUCCAUAUCCAUAACGAACAGCUUCUCUGUCUCUCUAUUAUCAGUAUACAAUUGUGUAUAUAUAGACAUGUAUUACCUACCUGUCAUUGUGAUGUUAUAUGUCUGAAGAACACAACACAUGGACCAUAAUGAUGAUGAUGAUAAGAACAAGAACUUAAGAUGAAGAGAACAAAAAAGAGAAGGAUAAGUCUUUAUUGA
Arabidopsis thaliana (thale cress) is the source of this 1869-nucleotide messenger RNA. It is a transcript of the gene CB5-B, whose product is annotated as cytochrome B5 isoform B. Gene Ontology annotation, cellular component: endoplasmic reticulum membrane. The transcript has 3 exons. Gene Ontology annotation, molecular function: heme binding. The record is from RefSeq and is marked reviewed. NCBI's taxonomy places the organism in Eukaryota, Viridiplantae, Streptophyta, Magnoliopsida, Brassicales, Brassicaceae. The coding region runs from base 264 to 668 and encodes 134 amino acids.